This is a messenger RNA of Capra hircus (goat), 1841 nucleotides long. Its product is annotated as transmembrane epididymal protein 1A. The transcript has a single exon. Lineage: Eukaryota; Metazoa; Chordata; Mammalia; Artiodactyla; Bovidae. The coding region runs from base 136 to 1023 and encodes 295 amino acids. The record is from RefSeq and is a predicted model, not a curated record.
CCUGCGUGGGAAGCACAGGUGCGGCCAGAUCAGGAGAAUCUCCCAUCGCUCAAAAGCAGCCACUCUUGCUCCCGAGAAGCUCCGGUGAGGUUGCUGCUCAUCUCCAGCCAGUGGCCCUGCCGCACACACCGGACCAUGGGGACCCUCGGGGGACACCUGGUUGCAGCGCUGCUGUUCCUCAUCGUAGCGCUCUACUACUCCGUGCUGGUGUCCUUGGCUCUGCUACGGGGACAGAGGUUGCUCAAACGCCCUCUGCCCCCGAGAGACAAGCGAGGGCACCGGUGGUGGCAGCUGGUUUCUGUGGAAGCAGUGGUGAAGGUGGUCUUCUCCCUGAUCGUUAUCUUGCCCGAGCUCUUCUACCCACCGGGAGCAAACCGGAUGGUGAUGGUGGACUGGGAGGACCCGAAGCGGCCGUUUGUGUUCCAGGACACCUGGCAGCACGUCACCAUGUACGGGUUCUUCCUCCUCAGCGGAGUGGUGGACAUCGUGAGCCAGGCAUGCCAGGCGCGGCAGAACAUGAAGCUGGAGCGAGCGGCGGAGGCGCUGGCCUUCUGCGUGCUGGUGCUGCUGAUGAUAAACCACAUUGAGAACAAGAACACCCUGGAGAGCCGCGUGCACGCCCUGUUCAUGCUGCCUGCCUUCCUGGUCGGCUUGGUGCUCAUCAUCGAGGUCUGGGUCCCGGACCAGCCCUCACUCUGGGUGCUCAAGACCUGGAUGGGGCUGGUGCUCAGCAACUGGCUGCUGCAUCUAACCGUCCUGAUAUAUGCACCUCCCUCCGGACAGCCCUGGAGCGGGGACAACCCUGUGGACCUCGCCUUUGUCACCACCUUCUUCUGCUGGCACCUGGGCUUGGCGGCUGUCAUGCUGGCCGCCAUCUAUGGCCUCUGCAGCCUCUGGCACCAUCGUUUCUCCUCCUGGAAAAGGGCCCCAGGUGCCGAGUACCAGCCGUGCCCCCUACAUGAGGGCAGUGAAGAGCCUGAGAAGUUCAGGGCAGGGGCCCUACAGCUAGACGGGGGUGUCUAGGUACAGAAUCUAUCUCGGCACUUCACCCUUUGUAAUGAGGAUGCCCACUGUGUGCCUCGUGCAGGAACAUCCUGGGAUCUGCAACGUGGCUUUCCAUCACAGGGGUCCCAUUCCCUGUUCUGAAAUGAACAAGGAUCACUUCUGUCUACCACCCUCUUCUCUCCAGCCCUGUCUCUCUCCUAUCCUGUCAAAGCCAGAGUGGAUCCUUAUCAUGCAUUCACAUGAAGCAAGAAUAGUAGUGGUUUCCUCUGACAGCUUUUGGGAUCCAAAAGGGAGAGAAGAAAUGAGGAAACAGAAGAAAAUGGAGGGUGUCUGGGGGCAUGGCAGGGCUCUGUAUGUCUGGGGCAGAGCUGGCUUGGUGUGUGUGCUGCGUGGGCCUAGAGCUGAAGUAGCAAAAUGGGUCCCAGGGAGAGAGCUCUGUUUUCCCAUCGUGGUAAGGGCUUCUGCUUCUUUAUGUCUUUUUUCUUUUUAAUUAUUCACUUAUUUUAAUUGAAGGCUAAUUACAAUAUUGUGGUGGGUUUUGCUCUAUUACUCAUACUAAAUGGGGCAGGAAGAAGAACUGGUUUUGUUGUUACUGUUUUCUCAUCUAACGUGGAUGAGGCUACUUCUGCCUGAGGGAACGAGGGAUGAGGGGAUAGGGCAGCAAUCAGGUUAGCAGGGCUCAAGUCUGGGGAGGAAGGAAGUGAGGGAGGGAUUCCCAAAGGUGGGUGUAAGAAACGAGGAUUAUAUUUGUAUAAUUUUAGGUUGUUUGGUUUUUGCUAUGACAUAAAACUCCAUUGCUUAUGUAGAGUCUUUCAGUAAAGUCUAUGAUACACAUA